Molecule: messenger RNA, 2152 nt
Organism: Photinus pyralis (common eastern firefly)
Lineage: Eukaryota; Metazoa; Arthropoda; Insecta; Coleoptera; Lampyridae
Product: dichloromethane dehalogenase-like
Exons: 6
Coding region: 39-1427 (462 amino acids)
Biological process (GO): glutathione metabolic process
Molecular function (GO): glutathione transferase activity
Source: RefSeq, a predicted model, not a curated record
CAUCGUGUCUCCAUUGGUUAUCAAAUGACAUUUAAAACAUGUCGGUCUUUAAAAAUUUUGAAAUUCUACCUAAAUUUAGAGUGACAUUCAAAGACAUGAUCAAGGGAUUUGUAUCUCAGUUAAAUUCCAAAUCGGCACCUACCCUAUACUACUCAAGCAUAAGCCCUCCUGCCCUAUCCGCAUUGAUGGUCGCCAAAACGCUAAAUGUAGAGGUAAAUUUGAAAAAUGUGAAUAUGCUAACGAAGGAUUAUCUGACACAAGAUUUGUUAGAGGUAAAUCCGCAACAUACCAUACCUACACUUGUCGAUGGAGGCUUUUCAAUCUGGGACAGUCAUGCAAUCGCCGGUUAUUUGGUAGGACAAUAUGGCCAGGACGAUCGACUGUAUCCCAAAGAUAGUAAAAGACGGGCGCAAGUUGAUCAAAAACUACACUUUGACACGGAACAUCUAUUCCCCUGCGUUCACGAAACGGUGUUCCCCUUGCUGUUUCGUGGCAAAUCGGAUAUAUCCAAAUUUACUCGAAAAAAAGUCGAACGUACUUAUCUGACGCUCGAAGAGUUUCUGAAAAGGUCCGACUGGCUUGCCGGAAAUAACGUAACGAUUGCAGAUCUCUGCUGUUGUUCCUCGAUCAGCGUCUUGGAUUACCUCAUACCGGUUAGAGAAGCAAAGCCUCGUUUAUUCAACUAUAUACAACGCUGUAGCGCGCUACCGCAUUACCAAGACGUAAUACAAAAAGGAGUCGAUCAGUUGGGAAAUAAAAUACAAGAAAGUUUGAUUUCAACGUAUAUUAAGCAUUAUACUUUGUCGAGAAAUAACGACCACGCAGCGUUAGGGUUGAAUUAUAAACGAAUACAAGUCAACUUAUUUAAAAAUGAACAAUUAUCCCCAGAAAUAUUAAAGCUCAAUUCCCAACAUACAGUGCCAAUUUUGGUAGAAGAGGAUGGUACGGUCAUUUGGGACAGUCAUGCCAUUAACAUCUACUUGUGCGAAAAUUAUGGAACAAAUCAGAAUUUAUAUCCAGAAGAUCACGCAAAGCGUGCACUGAUUAACCAAAGAUUGUUCUUUGACGCAUCGAUGGCAUUUCCUCUUGUUCAAAAAUGUCAACGACUGCGUGUUCAAAGACGAGACCUUCCAGAAAGAAACAUAACGAGAUUAUGCGACAUGUACGAAACAUUGAACAAUUUCAUUAAAAAUGCUGACUGGGUAGCUGGAAACAGUGUAACUUUAGCCGAUUUGAGUUUAAUUCCAAAUAUCACGCUCGCGCACCAUCUACUAAUGGCAAUCGAUGUGCAGAAAUAUCCAAAUGUAAUUCGAUGGAUUAAAAAUGCGGAACUACUUCCCUUUUACUACGAGAACACAAAUUAUUUAACUGCGAUCACCGAUUUCGUUCACAGACCACGCACAAAUAAGGUAAAAUCGGUUCUGUGAAACUACUCGCCGUUAACCCUUAAUACCUAUCUAUUGUGAAUCUUUGACUUCAAUAAACAUAAUCCACUUAUCCAAAAAAAUUUGUAAACCAUAAUCUCAUACCUACGAUGAUUUAAACCUUUUUUAACUAUAGUAAUAGGGAAUAAAAGAUGCAGAAUCAAUAAUAAACAAGAGAGUUAAAUAUACCUAUAGAUUAACGGAAUGACAAAAGUAGGUAUAAUAGUAUUAUAAGAAAAGGUGCAAUAAACCAACAACGGAAGGCAAUCAGGGGAGAAGGAUAAGUACCAAAUGUGUGUUAGAAUGCAAGAUUGCAACAUCCCGAAAGAAUAGAUAUAAUAGAAUGCAAUUGCAAGAUAGAGGUGCUUCCAAAGAGUUUCGUAAGCCUGUCGCCUGAGUAUAAAAAAUUAAAAGGAAAGGACUAUAGAAGCAGGUAAUAAGAAUAUAUAGGUAAAGUAUCAGAAAAUGGAGCCAAAAAUAGUAAGCUGCUAAAAGAGAGCAACAAUAUUCGUAUAUAUUCCAUUCCAGAAUCCGCAAAUAUAUAAGGGCAAAACAAUUGACUUUCGGAAAAACUUAUUAUUCCUUCAGUCUCGAGAAGGGGUGGCAUCCAUAAGAGCAACCUCCUGUACAGGUCAACGUUACAACGUACAUAACACGAGCACAAACUAAUUUGCUUAUACAGCAAACGCCCAUCUUUCUGGAAAGUUCUCGAACGCUCUCGAACAAGA